Aspergillus aculeatinus CBS 121060 is the source of this 1112-nucleotide messenger RNA. RefSeq names its product GNAT family N-acetyltransferase. The transcript has a single exon. Gene Ontology annotation, molecular function: acyltransferase activity, transferring groups other than amino-acyl groups. The record is from RefSeq and is a predicted model, not a curated record. Bases 133 to 612 code for a protein of 159 amino acids. NCBI's taxonomy places the organism in Eukaryota, Fungi, Ascomycota, Eurotiomycetes, Eurotiales, Aspergillaceae.
CUCAAAACCCUUGCCCUGCGGUCCCUUUGAUUCCUUCAUUGUCAGCCCUCCCGCGGCUGGCUUGCCCUGUCACUUUCGGGAUCGUUUCAAACCCAGCCCUGAAUGUACUCAUGCUCUCAAAAUUUUCCAAGAAUGUCGACCGAUCUCAUCUUCUCAGACAUCCACUCCCUGAACAGGAUCCAAGCCCUGGACAUUCUUGCCCAGAUCGCACGUGUCGAGAAAAAGAGUUUCCCUGCCAAUGAGGGCAUGACCUUUGGAGAGGAGCUUUGGCGCAAGAAGCCCAACACGAGGGUCCUGUAUGCCCACCUCCCAGGCGCAAAUCCCCCGCUGGUUCUGGCUUAUGCGGUCUACGUCCGCCAGAAAGGCAUUGCCCUGCUCCAUAAAGUCUGUGUAGCCGAGACUUAUCGCCGUCGGGGCGUAGGGUUCCAGCUAAUGGGCUACGUUCGCACUCGUCUGCAACGGGAGGGUUGUCAGUAUAUCCAGUUAUGGGUGGACAAGGACAGAGCCCCAGCUAGAGCUUUGUACGCCCGCAGUGGUUAUGCGGAGCGCGAGGAAAUCCCAGAUUACUAUGGACCAGGCCGGACUGGCAUUAGAAUGGUCCUGGAUUUGUAGUCAAGUCAAAUAGCCCUUGAGACCUUGGCUUGUUGCUGCUACCCCUGUCACUCCUGCGGCAUCGUUUGUACAUGAGUAGGUCCCCUGGAUAGGGUUGUUUACUCACGACGAGACCAAAAGGCACAAGCGCCAAUUGAUUCCUUCAGGCCAUCUGUCAAAGAUUUGCAAUUCUCCGAGUCAGGGUGUUGACGGUUCAGGCGGUGGUUGGAGGGUGGCUCGCUCCUUGGCUUCCCGACGACGCCAUCCCUUGCAGAGGGAGCGAGGCCUACAUUUCACAGAGUGAGAAUUAUCGCGCCGCGAACCAUCAAUCUCUGUCCAUUCCCAUACCCAAGUGACGUCAAGCAUAUCCAGGCAUGGCUCUUUUCGAAGGGGAUGCAAGCUUCGCGCCUCUCCUGUGCCCGUUGGGCCCUUGGGCGCGGAUGCCAUGAUGGAAAAAACUAGAGUCUCUGCCCUAAGGGCAGAGCAAUUCCUCGUUUCUCACUUUCAACCCUCAACUCUCG